AUGUUUAGGUACAUGUUAUUACCAAUUUAUUCACUUUGUAAUUUAAAUACAGUCAGUUGGGGAACUCGUGAGAAUAAUACAGUUUCUGGAGAGAUUUCGAUGGGUUGUGGGAAUUUCUGUCGAAUUGUUUGUUGUGUUCAAAAUUCUGAAAAUUCCCAAGAACCUUUAGAAGUUCGCCGUCUUGGAGAAGGACUUAAAAUUAUUGAAAAGAAAUUGGAUAGUCUUGAUAGAAGAAGUAAAAAUGAAAAUAUUAAAACCGAAAAUGAAAGGGAAGAAGAAAAUAAAAAGGAAGAAGAAAAAGUUAAGGAAAUGGACUUUAAAAGAUGGAUUGAAUUAAAACCUUUUAAUAGUUUUGAACCUGCUGUAUUAAAUCCAGAUGAAGAAUCUUUUUGGCAGGAAAUGAUUGAUAAAUAUUUGAAACCUAUUUAUUCAGAUUCUCAAGAACAAGGUUACUACUGGGCACUUUAUUUGUAA
Messenger RNA from Meloidogyne enterolobii, 474 nucleotides. Lineage: Eukaryota; Metazoa; Nematoda; Chromadorea; Rhabditida; Meloidogynidae. The record is from the annotation of a GenBank genome assembly.